GAAGAAGAGUCCGUUAUUUCAGCUGCAGAAGAAGAAGAAGACGGCCGCUAACCGUUAGCUUGUCAGGCAAACGCAGUUUCUCCAAUGUCUGGCUAACGUCGGUGCAGGUGUCGAAGAAAAUCAUAUGCUGCGAAAGAGAGCGAAGGUCACAUCACAGAGUUCCUGACAAAGACCGACCUCACUUUUGACAGCAUGGAGAAGCAGUUGCAUUUGAACCUGUUAGCCUCCAGACCUCCUAUGGCAGGUGGUUUUCAGUCCAGCUCCAAAAUGAAAAUGGGACCUGGGCGGAAGAGAGAUUUCUCCCCCCUCCCCUGGAGUCAGUACUUUGAAACCAUGGAAGAUGUUGUGGUGGAAAAUGAAAAUGGCAAAGAUAUUUUCAGAAUUUACUGCAGUGGCUCCCACGGUCCUGUGCUGCUGCUGCUUCAUGGAGGAGGUCACUCUGCACUUUCCUGGGCGGUGUUCACUGCCAUAAUAUGCAGCAGGAUUAAUUGCAGGGUGGUGGCUAUGGACCUUCGAGCUCAUGGUGACACCAAAGUGAAAAAUCCUGAAGAUCUCUCUGCAGACACGAUGGCCAAGGAUAUUGGCAAAGUGGUGGAGGCACUCUACGGAGACAACCCACCUCCAAUCAUGCUUAUUGGUCACAGCAUGGGAGGGGCCAUUGCAGUUCACACUGCCACUGCCAAUCAUGUACCAUCCCUGCUUGGUCUCUGUGUCAUUGACGUUGUAGAGGGGACAGCAAUGGAUGCUUUGAACAGUAUGCAGAAUUUCCUCAGAAGUCGCCCAAAAACAUUUAAAUCUCUGGAAAAUGCGAUUGAAUGGAGUGUGAAGAGUGGCCAGAUCCGAAACAUUGAGUCAGCCCGCGUGUCAAUGGGAGGCCAAGUGAAAAGAUGUGAGGAAUCCACCAGCAGUUCAGGUGUGUCUAAUAGCAUCGGUGAAGGUAUUAUAGAAGAAGAGGAAGAUGAGGAAGUGGAAGAAGAAUCCAACAAGAAAAGAGCCAAGGAAGAUGACCCAGAGGUUUGGUUUCUCCCAGUCCUCGUUUUUCUCAUGUGGUCUGUAUGGGUUUUGGAAAGACUGAAAAACUACUUGAAUUCUUCCACACAGACAAAAAAGGAGAGCAUCUUCACCUGGAGAGUGGAGCUGUCAAAGACAGAAAAAUAUUGGGAGGGCUGGUUUAAGGGUCUUUCUGCCCUCUUUCUCACCUCCCCUGUGCCAAAACUGCUUCUUCUUGCAGGAGUGGACAGGCUUGACAAAGAUCUUACCAUUGGACAGAUGCAAGGGAAGUUUCAGAUGCAGGUCCUCCCUCAGUGUGGGCACGCUGUCCAUGAGGAUGCGCCUGAGAAAGUAGCAGAUGCACUAGCAACAUUUAUGGUCCGGCACAAAUUCACUGAGUUUAAGGAGGGAUACCUGUGCUAAUUUCCAGUUUUGCGUCUACAUUUAGCCAGCAGCCGUAGAAGAAAUGUCUCAAGAUUCAUCAACAACAUUGUCCAAUUUAACAGCAAAUUAAGGAAACUAUAGCUAUUAUUAUUAUUAUUAUUAUUAUUAUUAUUAUUAUUAUUAUUAUGUUUUUGUCAUGUUGAUAUUUUUGCCUUUCUGCUUUGCCUUAUUUUUC
This is a messenger RNA of Archocentrus centrarchus (flier cichlid), 1609 nucleotides long. RefSeq names its product protein phosphatase methylesterase 1 (gene ppme1). The transcript has 13 exons. The coding region runs from base 193 to 1413 and encodes 406 amino acids. Gene Ontology annotation, biological process: protein demethylation. The record is from RefSeq and is a predicted model, not a curated record. NCBI's taxonomy places the organism in Eukaryota, Metazoa, Chordata, Actinopteri, Cichliformes, Cichlidae. Gene Ontology annotation, molecular function: protein methylesterase activity.